Alternaria arborescens is the source of this 1023-nucleotide messenger RNA. RefSeq lists its product as hypothetical. Gene Ontology annotation, molecular function: zinc ion binding; oxidoreductase activity. The record is from RefSeq and is a predicted model, not a curated record. NCBI's taxonomy places the organism in Eukaryota, Fungi, Ascomycota, Dothideomycetes, Pleosporales, Pleosporaceae. The transcript has a single exon. Bases 1 to 1023 code for a protein of 340 amino acids.
AUGAAGGCAGCUCUCUGUACUGGGGCAAAGUCGAUCGAGCUAGGCGUUGUCGCCAAACCCAUGAUCACUGCACCUAAGGAUGCUAUUGUGCACAUUACCCAUUGCAAUAUAUGCGGAUCUGAUCUGCAUAUGUAUAACGGCGAUAUGAACAGUGUCAUGGAGAAGGGGAUGAUCAUGGGCCACGAGGCGAUCGGCAUUGUCGAUGAAAUUGGGCAUGAAGUCAAAGACUUGAAGGUAGGAGACCGAGUCAUUAUUUUGCAGGUCAUUGCAUGUGGGGAGUGCUUCUACUGCAAGCGCAAAGAGUUCUCCCUUUGCGACCAAACCAACCCAUCACAUGAGAUGGAACAACUGUACGGACACCGUCUCUCCGGUAUCUUUGGCUAUUCCAAAAUCACAGGUGGAUACCCUGGCAACCAGGCUGAGUACUGCCGCGUCCCUAACGCAGAUCUUGUCAGCGUCAAAGCCCCCAAGGAUAUUCCCGCUGAGAAGCUGGUCGGUCUUGCGGAUGUGACCCCUACUGCAUGGCAUGGGUGUGAACUUGCGGAAGUGCGCAAAGACGAUAUUGUUGGCGUCUGGGGCUGUGGCGCAAUUGGUCUCCCGAUCCAACGUUUGUCCAAGCUUCGUGAAGCCCGAACGGUCUACGCCGUCGACAAAGACGUCAACCGACUCAAGAUUGCAGAAUCUUUUGGCAUGAUCCCCGUCAAUGUCAAUGAGCAUUCGGAUCCGGCGGACUAUGUUCUUUCCAUUGAACCGCAUGGCCUCAACCGCGGUAUUGAGGCAAGUGGCUUCAGGAGCACGAACUCGGUCGUCCAUAACACCAUGAGGAAGCUAGGUAUUGAGGGCGAUAGCUCGGAUACUGUGAGCGCUGUGAUCAAGGCGACGCGCAAGGGUGGAAACAUCGCUUUGAUUUGCGAUUUCUUCUACUCGACCAACAAUUUUCCGAUUGGAAUGAUGAUGGAAAAGGCGAUUACCGUACGUGGUGGGCAGCUAUACGCCGAGAAGGAAAAAUCCCUGUUCCUAUGA